Messenger RNA from Paramecium primaurelia, 306 nucleotides. NCBI's taxonomy places the organism in Eukaryota, Ciliophora, Oligohymenophorea, Peniculida, Parameciidae. The record is from the annotation of a GenBank genome assembly.
AUGUAGAAAAAGGUAGGACCAAUAACUGAUCACAGAAGAUGGAGAGAAAGGCUGUUUCAGUUUCUAUAUUAAUAAAUAAAAGUGGAUUUCCAAGAAGAAGCCUUUUUCUGCUUGUAAGUAAAUCAUGAAGCUUACUUGUAAGUUGAGCAAAAUAAAUGGAGGGAGUUUCUUAAAGCAUUUGAACUUCAUGGUAACUCUUAGCAUACUAGGAAUUCAUUCAAUGUCAUAAGUUAAAUUGGAUAAUUCUAAGCAAGAUCUAGGAAGAAACCAACAGAUGAUCAUGAUUGCUAUGUUAUCUUCUCAUGA